This is a messenger RNA of Striga asiatica, 2135 nucleotides long. NCBI's taxonomy places the organism in Eukaryota, Viridiplantae, Streptophyta, Magnoliopsida, Lamiales, Orobanchaceae. The record is from the annotation of a GenBank genome assembly.
GACAAAUUCAUAUAAAAAAGUAAAUAAAAUACAACGAAUACCAGAAGAACAAUAGAAAAUUCCUUACUGGAAAAGGACAUAAAACAACAGCUUAUCUCUGAAACAAACACAUCCUUAAGAGAGUUUUAUUAAGUGCUCGAAAAGAUUUCAAAACUACUCAUCAACACAGCAAAUACUAAAACCACUCUCGCCAAAAUCCCAACAGAAACUAGCCCAACUAUUGUCACGAAUUUCAUUAGAAAUAGGAUUUUUACAACUUUAUAAGGUGCCUGAUUUCAGAGUGCAUAUGACUCCGAAAAAUUAACACAAUAAUGCACGAGUUGGAAUAAAAACCAGAAACCAGAGUAGCUACGCAUUCGGUCAUUUUUUUUUCGGUCGCCGGUAUGAAAGAUCGUAAAAAACGAACUGUUUUAUCCUGGUGCGUAAUCUGCUUGUGGUGCACCGUCGUUAUCCUCUGCUUCGCCGGUUCCAUUAUCUCCACUCUCGGCAUCUUAUUUACAGGAGGUUUUCAACCCGCACUGGUAACAAAAGGAAAUAUCCCUGCGACGGAGGCCAUAUCGGAAUACCCUGAAACUCCAUCGAUCUCAAUUGACCAUACAGUAAUUUUUCCCGACGAAGCCCUCGUUUUCCUGAAAUACCCUCCCUCGUCCUCCCUAUUUACCAAAGAUGCCAUCAAGUGCGUAUAUAAUCAACCCCAAAACUCAUCCUCAUCCGAGCCGCCUCGCGAACUCUCUCCAUCUUCCGUCGACUUUGACCACGACACCCACCACCAGAUCGUGCGGUGUUCCCUCCCGACACGUGGCGAGAUCCUGUCCCUCGCUGUCCAGCGCAACGGUCACCUCACGCUCACGCCUGGGCCCACCUACAAAUGGGAUUCCCUCGCCUACGAGGCCACAAUCGACGCUGACGUGGAUAACACAACCGUCGUGUUCGUGAAAGGCUUCAAUCUACGGUCAGGAAGAGCCGCCGACCCGUCAAAAUUCAAGUGCGUCUACGGUCAAGAUCUGACCAAGUCAAAAUUGGUCCUCCAAUCCGACGCCGUUUCGGUCGCUCAAGAAAUUGUCAGGUGCAAAACGCCUCUUAGCAUACUAUCGCUACACAAUUUUGGCGGGAAAGGCAAUAAUAAUUCAAUCAAGGUUUCGGUUCGGACCGUGGGCAAGAAGACGAUAAUCGACUCAGUCGCACGUGUACGUGUGAGUAACAACCAAAACCCAAAACUACCAAACAACAAUAAUAAUAAUAAGAAGAAGCUACACGAGGUUUGUGUGUGCACAAUGUUGAGGAACCAAGCUCGAUUUUUGCCCGAAUGGAUAACGUACCACGCGGGCAUUGGGGUCGAAAGCUUCUUCAUCUACGACAACAAUAGCGACGACCACAUUGAGCUUGUGGUGGACUCACUCAUAGCCGAUAAUAACCACAACAUCACGAGACGAUUGUGGCCGUGGAUCAAGACUCAAGAGGCCGGGUUCGCGCAUUGCGCCUUAACGGCUAGAGACACUUGUGAAUGGAUCGCGUUCAUAGACGUGGAUGAGUUCCUACACUUCCCUUCGAAAAACUCGUCCUUGCGCGAAUUUGUGCGAAACCGCGCGCGACCUAACGAUAUAGCCGAGCUCCGAAUUUCCUGCCACAACUUUGGGCCCUCGGGACAUAAGAAGUCGCCAGAGAGAGGAGUUUCGAUUGGGUACACGUGUCGUUUGGCCGUGCCCGAGAGGCACAAGAGCAUAGUGAGGCCAGAAGCGCUCGACUCGUCUCUCAUCAACAUGGUGCAUCAUUUUGGGCUCAAGCCCGGGUUUAGGCACGCGAACGUUAAUAUAAGCUCGUUGGUGAUCAAUCAUUACAAGUACCAAGUGUGGGAGGUGUUUAAGGAGAAGUUUAAAGGGAGAGUGGCUACUUAUGUGUCUGAUUGGCAGCAAGAGACGAAUGCGGGUUCGAAGGAUCGAGCGCCUGGAUUGGGGACGAAAGCGGUGGAGCCGUCUGAUUGGUCGACGAGGUUUUGUGAAGUUAAGGAUACGCAAUUGAGGGAUUGGGUGGUUAUGAGUUUUGAGGACCCGAAUACCGGGUUGUUGCCGUGGNUUUCAGGAACUGUUCAAGAUUAGAAUUUCUAAAGAUGGGGAGAUGCGUGUUUUGAAUUAAAA